Cinara cedri is the source of this 2725-nucleotide messenger RNA. Lineage: Eukaryota; Metazoa; Arthropoda; Insecta; Hemiptera; Aphididae. The record is from the annotation of a GenBank genome assembly.
AUGUCAAAUAGUCCUUUUACCUCACAAUCUUUAAUCAUCCUAUUAUGGAAUGCUAACGGUCUAGCAAACCACAGAAAUGAAUUAAUAACAACUCUAAACGAAAAAAGAAUCGACUUAGCUUUAAUCUCAGAGACCCAUUUUACCUCCAAUACUAAAUUUUCAAUUCCUGGCUACACGACAAUUCCAGCUAACCACCCUGAUAACACGGCCCAUGCAGGUGCAGCGAUUUUCAUCAGGUCAUCUAUUCAAUUUACACCCCUUCCCAGUAUUAAUGAAGACUUCCUUCAAGCUGUAGCGAUAAAUAUUAAAUUAAACCACACCCCAAUUACUAUGGUGGCGUCAUAUUGCCCACCUAAACACAAAAUUACGCAGACACAAUUUGAAAAUUUCUUUAACUCCUUAGGUCAAUACUUCGUCAUAGAGGGGGACUUAAAUGCCAAACACCAUUCAUGGGGUUGUCAUACAUCUAACCCAAAAGGGAAAUCUCUACUAAAAGCAAUUAAAAAUAAGCAAUUAUCUGUUCUUGCCCCUCCUAACCCUACAUACUGGCCUUCAUCACUAAGAAAACGCCCGGAUAUUCUCGAUAUAUUUGUUGUCCAAGUCCCUCCAAGAUUGAAUCAUCUAGUUACAAACUUAUUGGACCCGUGUUCCGACCAUUCCCCAGUUCUCUUAUGCUUAGACGCCUCACCUUAUCUCCAACCUGGUAAACCAUCACUGAUAAAUGGUGUUAUGGACUGGGAAAAUUUUCGUGAUAUAAUUAAUCAAAGAAUAAAAUUAAAUAUAAGUCUGAAAUGUCCAAGUGAUAUCGAUGACGCUGUUCUUGAUUUUACUGAAAUUAUCCAGUCAGCUGCGUGGAACUCCACCGUCCACCGGAAGAAAAAUGAUAGCUCUAACCAGUUGCUAAUUUCUGCACACGUCCGCGAACUAAUAACCCAAAAGAGGAAAGCCAGAGCCCGUUGGCAACAAACAAGACUUCCAUCUGACAAAAGUAUUUAUAAUAAACUAACCUGGUCACUUAAACGUAUCCUUCAACAUCUAAGGAACGAAUCCUUUAAUAACUGGAUUGCAUCCCUAACGACCAGGGACAACUCGCUCUGGAGAACAACACGUAAUUGUUUAAAACAAAAGUCCGCCCCAACUUCCUUAAAAAAAUCCGAUGGUACUUGGUGCAAAUCAGAUAAAGAGAAAGCUGAACUUUUCUGUUCUCACCUUUCGGAAGUUUUUAAGCCUCACCAACCAACUUCUAACGUCACCUUCUCGGAAACAAUUGAAAACUCUCUUAAUUCAGCCCUGCCACUUUAUCUCGCCCCCAAACUUUUUUCACCAGGUGCGGUUCUUCGUUUUAUAAAUACGUUUCCACUGAAAAAGUCACCCGGUAUAGACCUCAUCACAGCUGAGGUAGCUCGACAACUGCCAAAGACGGCUUUAAUUCACCUAACCUAUUAAUCUAGUUUAAGAUGUGGUCUUAAACUCUAUCUUGAGGCUUUCGUACUUCCCCAUUCAAUGGAAAGUAUCCCUUAUAAUCCUAAUUCCCAAGCCUGGCAAACCUCCCGAUACUCCAUCAUCUUAUCGUCCAAUAAGCUUACUUCCUUUCUUUGCUUUUGCAAACUGUGCGAAAAAAUGAUCCUAAAACGAAUAUCCAAUAUAAUUAACAACAAAAAAAUUAUCCCCUGCACGCAAUUUGGCUUCCAAGACAAACAUUCCACUAUCCAUCAGGUACACCGCCUUAUUGACUCAAUUGCCUACUCCUUAGAAACGAAGUCACACUGCUCAGCUGUCCUACUCGAUGUUGCCCAAGCCUUUGACAGAGUCUGGCAUCCUGGUCUCUUACACAAGCUGAAAAUAAUUCUCCCUCCACCGUAUUAUUUAUUUUUUAAGUCAUAUCUCGAGGACAGAUUCUUUGCCGUUAAAGUUGGCUCUGAAAUCUCAAAUUUGGCCCCAAUCCUUGCUGGUGUUCCUCAAGGCGCCAUCUCUUCUCCCAUAUUGUUUAACAUAUACACAUUGGAUCAACCAACCACUUCUCAAACUUCUGUAGCAGACUUCGCUGAUGAUAAAGUUAUAUACAUUUCUGAAAAAAAACCCAUUUCUUGCCAGCCAAUAUUUGCAGAACCAUCUAAACCUACUCUCUGAUUGGUAUUCUAAUUGGAGAAUUAAAAUAAACAAUGACAAAUCAUCCCACAUCACCUUCACUCUCAAACAAUCCACAGUACCUCCAGUUUAUUUAAACAAUAAAGUUAUUCCUUCCUCCUCUAAUGUUAAAUAUUUGGGUCUCACUCUCGAUAAACGACUUACCUGGGCCUUACAUAUUAAGGAAAAACGUCUCUUGCUAAAUGCCAGACGAAGAGCGCUCUUCCCACUUAUAGGAAGACAAGCAAAAACUGACCUAAAAACUAAACUGCUACUGUACAAAACCCUUCUCAAGCCAAUUUGGUUAUACGGUAUCCAAUUGUGGGGUGCAGCAAAAAAGUCUAAUACUUACAAAAUCCAAGCAUUCCAAUCGACCUCAUUGCGAAUGAUUACAGGCGCUCCUCCGUAUGUUUCAAACCACACCUUACAUUCAGACUUAAAAAUUUUAACUGUCCAUGAAGAAGCCAAAAAUGCCUAUAGACUUUUCCGCGGGCGUCUUACAAACCACUCUAAUUUACUAAUCCAUGCCCUAAACUCCAAUUCCAUUCCAGGUAAUCCACCUAGAAGGUUAAAACGUAACUGGAACCAUGACCUAUAA